AUGAAGAAAAUCAGAGCAAUAGCAGAGAAGAACCAGAUCUGGCGCAGCUACAUUGGCAUGGGUUAUCACAACUGCUGUGUCCCUCAUGCCAUCAUGAGAAACAUCUUUGAGAACCCAGGAUGGACCACACAAUACACUCCCUACCAGCCAGAGGUAUCUCAAGGUCGCCUUGAGGGGUUACUCAACUACCAGACUCUGGUCACAGACCUUACAGGGCUUGAAGUGGCAAAUGCCUCUCUCCUGGACGAGGGUACAGCAGCUGCUGAGGGCCUCGGACUAUGCCAUAGACAUAACAAGAGAACUCGACUGUUGGUAUCCCCUGAUGUUCAUCCUCAGACACUCAGCGUGGUCCAGACCAGAGCAGACUCGCUGGGUCUCGCAGUGGACAUCGCCGAUGUCUCCACAGCUGACUUUUCCUCGCAUGAGUAUGCAGGUGUGCUCUUCCAGUACCCUGACACCAGUGGGGAACUCCAUGAUUACUCUGAGGUUGUCCACAAGGCACAUGCUGAAGGUACGCUGACAGUUUGUGCGACGGAUCCUCUUGCACUGACUCUGGCUCGACCGCCCAGUGAAUUCUUCGUGGACAUAGCAGUGGGCACAACGCAGCGACUAGGUGUCCCUCUCGGCUAUGGUGGCCCUCAUGCUGGGUUCUUUGCUUGCAGACAGUCCCUAGUGCGCCUCAUGCCUGGCCGUAUGAUCGGCCUCACCAGAGACAUGAAUGGCAACAAUGCUUACCGACUGGCACUGCAGACCAGAGAGCAGCAUAUUCGUCGAGACAAGGCUACUAGCAAUAUCUGCACAGCACAAGCCUUACUUGCCAAUAUGUCCGCCAUGUACGCCGUCUACCAUGGACCUAAGGGGCUCCGGCGUAUCGCCAAUAAGAUUCAUAAUGCCACUUUGUUGCUCAGAGAAGGUAAUAGAUUUGUUCAUUUUAUUCGUAGUUAAUUAACUUUGAAGGAA
Homalodisca vitripennis (glassy-winged sharpshooter) is the source of this 960-nucleotide messenger RNA. RefSeq names its product glycine dehydrogenase (decarboxylating), mitochondrial-like. Gene Ontology annotation, molecular function: pyridoxal phosphate binding; glycine dehydrogenase (decarboxylating) activity; glycine binding. The coding region runs from base 1 to 945 and encodes 314 amino acids. The record is from RefSeq and is a predicted model, not a curated record. Gene Ontology annotation, biological process: glycine decarboxylation via glycine cleavage system. NCBI's taxonomy places the organism in Eukaryota, Metazoa, Arthropoda, Insecta, Hemiptera, Cicadellidae. Gene Ontology annotation, cellular component: glycine cleavage complex; mitochondrion. The transcript is spliced from 5 exons.